Bombina bombina (fire-bellied toad) is the source of this 1136-nucleotide messenger RNA. RefSeq names its product flavin-containing monooxygenase 3-like. Gene Ontology annotation, molecular function: N,N-dimethylaniline monooxygenase activity; NADP binding; flavin adenine dinucleotide binding. The record is from RefSeq and is a predicted model, not a curated record. NCBI's taxonomy places the organism in Eukaryota, Metazoa, Chordata, Amphibia, Anura, Bombinatoridae. The transcript is spliced from 6 exons. The coding region runs from base 235 to 1074 and encodes 279 amino acids.
GCAUUAAAACAUUGUGCAUAACUUUCUUGUUGCUCUUACGAAAGACAGCAGACCCUGCUUAUAGAAGUUGCACAUUGUUUUUUAACACUUUUUUUCUGUUGUUACGUUUUCAACUACUUGUCUGAAACGUUUGGAAAUAACUUAUUUUAACCACUGUUAGUUGCGUGUGGAAGAAUCAGUGGAGGAAAAAGCUACCAAGAGAUAAGGGGACCUUUUGAAACUUAAAUUUUGGCCAUGGUGCAAAAUGUGGCAAUAAUUGGUGCCGGAAUUAGUGGACUCGCAGCGCUGAAAGGUAGCCUAGAAGUUGGACUUCAAGUCACCUGUUUUGAGAAAAGUGAUAGUGUGGGGGGACUAUGGAAUUUUAUGGACCAUGCAGAAGAUGGGAGAGCCAGUAUUUACAGUUCAGUUUUCACAAAUGCUUGCAAGGAAAUGAUGUGUUAUCCAGAUUUUCCAAUACCAGAUGAAUAUCCCAACUUCAUGCACAAUUCCUUGUUUCUUGAAUACUUGAGGCUAUAUGCUAGGAAUUUUGACUUGAUAAGGCACAUCAAGUUUAAGACUACAGUAUUACAUGUAGAGAAGCAUAAGGAUUUCUCAAGUACUGGCCAAUGGGACAUCAUUACAGAAAACAAUGGGGAGCAGAGGUCUACAGUCUUUGAUGCUGUGCUGAUUUGCACUGGUCACCAUGUGUACCCUAACCUCCCGCUCCAGUCUUUUCCAGGUAUUGAGAAAUUCAAAGGGCUUUACUUGCACAACCGAGAUUACAAACGUCCAUCACUCUUUUUUGGAAAGAAAAUUUUAAUAGUUGGAUUGGGGAACUCAGGAGCUGAUAUUGCUGUAGAGACAAGUCGUACUGCUGAAAAGGUUUAUCUCAGCACCAGGAGUGGCGCUUGGAUUAUGAGCAGAGUCUGGGAUAAUGGAUAUCCAUGGGAUAUGGUUUAUUUAACACGAUACCAGUCUUUCCUCAGUAAAAUCCUUCCCAGAACUGUGUCUGACUGGCUAUAUGAAAAAAUGAUGAAUAAGAGAUUUGACCAUUCAAAUUAUGGAUUGGUACCUCUUAACAAGUAUGUUUUAUGAUAUUCCUAAUGCUUUUUUCCAUGUAUUUAUAACAUAAUAAAAAAUGUACUCAGAUUAGUAUG